Colletes gigas is the source of this 7526-nucleotide messenger RNA. Its product is annotated as zinc finger protein 271-like. Lineage: Eukaryota; Metazoa; Arthropoda; Insecta; Hymenoptera; Colletidae. The transcript is spliced from 11 exons. The record is from RefSeq and is a predicted model, not a curated record. The coding region runs from base 635 to 3670 and encodes 1011 amino acids.
GAAUGGCGCACGCAGCCGGAUGUUGCGCGCGCAUACCGAAUGAAAUAACAAAGAGCACUUGACAUAUUUCAUUUUCUCGUAUUAUAAAUCGGACGGUUUAUUUUCAUAAAAUUUCGGCAGGAAAUCAUUUUUCAUUGUGGCAAGUUUAUUCGUUAAGUGAUUUCUGCAUAGGAGGUGAUCAGAAGGUGGCCGACUAAAUGAUACUGCUAGCGCGUAAGUUCCUGCGGGGUGGGCGAGGGACGCCAUGACAGUCGUCGUAUUUUCUGUUAACCGCGAGCACGUAGGCUCUUGCCAGCGUUUUCGUGAAAUUCUUGCGCCGUUUAGCAUCCAUCUGAGUAAAAAUUGGCAGCCCCGUUUCCUAAGCUUCGCGGACUUUGCUUCAAAUAUAUUGUGGAGGUGGAGGGCGAGGGCGCGUGGCCAUUAUCAGGGAUUUGCUUGUGGGUACCCAUGGCGAGGUGAGACGUCGAGAGGCGGCGAAAGGCGUCCCCCCCUGCAUCGGGACGCGUGUCGCCCUGUGUACAAGACGGCCUAGGGCCGACGAAGCGAGAUGCCAGAACCGCCGAUGGCACCGUACACCACGGUGAGAAACGAAAUAUAUCAGGAACAUUUAGUUAGUAUUCUCCAGUGAACAAAGAUGAAUAGUGAGCAGCAUGCAUUGCCAGCGGCUACGCAGGCACAACAAGAGGAUGUAAACGCGGGUCAAAGUGGUCGUCCUUCAUACCCAGGUGGUCUGGCUACUACAACUAGUCUUGGCAAUGUAGGGAGUACCCCCCAUUCAUCCGCGGACCUGCGUGUAGGUACAGCCGUAGCGUUAGCCUCCUCGGUAGCUAAAUAUUGGGUCCUGACCAAUCUGUUUCCUGGACCGCUACCUCAGGUCUCAGUCUAUCACCAUUCCCACCACAACUCCUCACAUAGGAGUAGUGGAGGUGGAGAGGCAUCUUCCAAAGAAUCAGCCUCUUCAUUGAAUCAAGAAAUGGCGUUGACUUCCAGUUCGCACCAUCAGUCAACACCUACACAUCAUCAUCAUCAACCUUCAGUUAGCAGUAGCAGUCAUCAUAGUUCUUUACAACCAAAUCCACAGCAGAUUCCAGUUUCUCUGCCAGGCCUUAAUUUAGAUGGACCACAUUUACCUGCCAGCGUCAGUCAUUUACAGGCAGCACAUGCACAAAUGCAACAACAAAUGCAGGCACAACAGCAACAGCUGCAUCAGCAGCAACAACAGCCACAGCAGCAGCAGCAGCAACCUCAACAACAACAACAACAGCAAUCUCACCAUCAAAUGCAAAAUCAUCAAAAUGCUCAGAAUAAUGGACCAACUACACAUAAUCAAAACGCACAGAGAGAUGAUAACAAAGUAAAAGAUGAAGGUGGUAGUUGCACAACUGAACGUUGUAGCGACAAUCAAGUUCACUGUCAAGUACAAUGUGAUCUUCAGUUACAAACGUCUCAAGAUCUGCAACAAAGUCUUAUGCAACAACAACAGCAACAACAACAAAUUGGCGUAAAUAUAAGUGGGAAUUCUUCGACCGAAGGUGGAAGUCAGAGCAAUUCGGAAAAACCAGAAAAAGAAAAGGAGCUGCGUCAACUAAAUAUGACACAAUUUCAAGUGCCAGAUUUAAAACCAGGAGGUCAUAUGAUGGAUGUAAGGACAGCCGAUGGUUCAGUUGUAAAAAUCAGUGCUGGAAACGAGCAAGACUUAGCAAAGACUCUUGGUGUUGAAAUGGUGCAAAAUAUGUAUAAGGUGAAUGUUGAGGACAUCAAUCAGCUUUUGGCAUAUCACGAAGUAUUUGGAAAGUUACAAAGUGAAAUAGCAGCUGGUACAACCUUAGUCGGAAGUACUGUUCCUACUCAAACAGUUACCACUAUACAGAAUGGAACGCCAAUCGUACAACAAGUUCAAUUAAAUAAAUUCGAUAUUAAAUCGAGCGACGGCGAAGCUACGCCCGGACCAAGUGCGUCACCCGUAUCAGUUGGCAGCCAUGCUUGUGAAAUAUGUGGAAAAAUCUUUCAAUUUCGCUAUCAGCUUAUCGUACAUCGUCGAUAUCAUACAGAAAGAAAACCGUUUACUUGUCAGGUAUGCGGCAAAGCAUUUUUGAACGCGAACGAUUUAACACGCCAUGGUAAAUGUCACUUGGGUGGAUCCAUGUUUACAUGUACAGUGUGUUUUCAUGUAUUUGCAAAUGCGCCUUCAUUAGAGCGUCAUAUGAAACGACACGCUACCGACAAACCAUACAAUUGUACAGUAUGUGGAAAGAGCUUUGCGAGGAAAGAACAUUUGGAUAAUCAUACUCGUUGUCACACGGGAGAAACACCGUAUAGGUGUCAAUACUGUUCAAAGACAUUUACCAGAAAAGAACAUAUGGUAAAUCAUGUUCGGAAACACACGGGUGAAACACCGCAUCGAUGUGAUAUUUGCAAAAAGAGUUUUACCCGCAAAGAACACUUUAUGAACCAUGUUAUGUGGCACACAGGAGAAACUCCUCAUCAUUGUCAAGCCUGCGGCAAGAAGUACACACGUAAAGAACAUCUUGCAAACCAUAUGCGUUCACAUACCAAUGAUACACCAUUUCGUUGUGAAAUAUGCGGUAAGUCUUUUACGAGAAAGGAGCACUUCACGAACCACAUAAUGUGGCACACGGGUGAGACGCCGCACCGCUGUGAUUUCUGCUCGAAGACAUUCACGCGAAAGGAGCAUCUUUUGAACCACGUUCGCCAGCACACGGGUGAGUCUCCACACCGAUGCGGCUUCUGCUCCAAAUCGUUCACCAGAAAGGAACACCUUGUUAACCACAUCCGCCAACACACAGGAGAGACGCCCUUCCGUUGUCAGUACUGUCCAAAAGCAUUUACGCGGAAGGAUCACCUGGUGAACCACGUCAGACAACACACGGGUGAGUCACCGCACAAGUGCCAGUAUUGCACCAAAUCCUUCACGAGGAAGGAACAUUUGACAAAUCACGUGCGUCAACAUACAGGCGAAUCGCCACAUCGAUGCCACUUCUGCUCCAAGUCAUUUACUCGUAAGGAGCAUUUGACGAAUCAUGUCCGAAUCCAUACCGGCGAAUCACCCCACCGGUGUGAAUUCUGUCAGAGGACGUUCACUAGGAAAGAACACCUCAAUAAUCAUCUCCGACAACAUACCGGAGAUUCCUCGCACUGUUGUAACGUGUGUUCUAAGCCAUUUACAAGAAAGGAACAUCUUGUAAAUCAUAUGCGAUGCCAUACUGGUGAACGUCCGUUCGUAUGUACAGAAUGUGGUAAAAGCUUCCCGCUAAAGGGCAAUCUACUUUUUCACAUGCGUUCGCAUAAUAAAGGAAGCAAUGCCGAGAGGCCAUUCCGUUGUGAUCUUUGUCCGAAAGACUUCAUGUGCAAAGGGCACUUGGUGUCCCACAGGCGAUCGCAUUCGGACGAGCGACCGCACAGCUGUCCGGACUGUGGGAAAACUUUUGUCGAGAAGGGCAAUAUGUUGAGACAUUUGAGAAAGCAUGCAGCCGAAGGACCACCGACACAAGUUAGCACACCGUCGGCCAUUCCUCAGUCUGGCGUUCUGCCGAUCCCGGCGGCGGCAGUUUUGGUCGGGCAUCCAUUGGCGCCGCCAGCGCCGCCUCCAGUAGUACCACAACACACGGUCGUUGUGCCUACUCCACCCGGUGUAUUGACCUCCUACUAAACCAAAUCAAGAGAAAGGAUGUGAAAGCAUUUGAUGAAAGAAAAAGUGAGUGUAUACAUAAUGAACGUUUGUAUUGUUGAUUAUAAAAGUGCGUCAUUCAGUUUUUAAAGACCUGUGGUUUCUAUGGCCAUGAAAGUUGAUUAAAAAAAAAAAGAAGUGUUAUCGCAUCGCAGUAGUAUCAUCGUGAAUGUUGUAACUACAAACAUUGUCUUCGUUUCAAAACGUUUGCCGCAAUAUUCGCCUGUAGCUAUGUGCAAAGAAGUUCAUAUGAACUUAACAUUGAACAGUAACCGCUGUUAUAAUAGCAGUGUAUCAUCCAAAGUUUGAAUUUCUUUGUUUCUUUUUUUUUUUUUUUUUUGUAUAAUACCUUUAGUAGAUUGUUUAUGGAAGGAAGCAUAUUCGACGUUUUCACGUUCCACUUACUAUGCAAACUCAGGACUUAUGCGAUUCAGUGAUAGGCACACAGAAAAUUUCGCUGUUAAUUAAACUACAAUUAGACGCUAAUUGUAGUAGCAAUAUGUCGCUGUAUUACUUUUAUACAAUAAUUUCGUUAUAAAACAAAAUAAGCGUAUCUACCCAGUGGGAAAAGGCAGAAUUUGGCGUAAUAUAUAACGUGCGAUAUAUUCCGGAUAGUAUGAUCGUAAUUUGAAGAAUUUAUCAAAAUGUUUGCUUGAAGUACAAAAUGUAUUUUUAAUUCAAAUUAUACAAUGAACGCAUCGUUUUAUAAAACAUCGUUUAUUUCUUCGAGUUUCACGAAAGUUGUUCCUUUCAAAUUAGUUGUAACGUUAAACGCAGAAGCAAUUAUUUACAACCGCCGUAGUUCAGUGGUUAAUUUUGCAUUAAAUUACAUUUUGUGCUGUCGCUUUUAUAAUAUUAGGUGAUCUCGUUAGAUUCAGAGUGGUAUUUCUAAUUUUAUAGUCGGAAUAUGUUGAUAGGCGUACACGUUUACUAAGUGUGUCUAAUUGAUAUGUUCUGAAAUAUCUUUUGCGAAAGAUAUUAUACGCGUGGGAUCGGAUUCUCCAAUUCAAGAAAAGGAGCUCUAAAGACCAGGAUAUCGAAGGAUCAUCGACGACACAGUGAUAAAGCGGCCGGUUAACAAUCACAAUCGAAGGUUUUUAGUUUAAAUUUCAUCGUCCGUGCCCUUUUUUCUAGGCUCCUACACACGAAUUCACUUAUUCUAUAGAGUGUGAUUCUAAAAACUGGUAACUCUCGUCCAAGUAAAUAUACACAAAAUUGAUAUAAUGUAAUCUUUCAUUUUAGUGCAACGAUACAAGUACUGUAUGCACAUGCACUUAUUUGUACACUUUUGUUACAUGUUUCAUGUUACAAUAGUCCCUAUUGAAAGAUAUUAAACUUUUCCCUGUAUAACUUUUUGUAUUUAUGUUUACAAAAAAAACUAUAAUUUGUUCCAGAUUUUAGAAUCAUUCUAUACAUUUACUUUAAAAAUACAGUGUUUCUCGCUUGUAUGCAACUGAAUUUCCACUCGUUUCCGUACAUCUGAAAAAGGCAAUUCUUUUUUUCCCCCAAAGGUCGGUAUUUCUUUCAUCCCUAGCCGAGGCCUAGCCUCGCAUAUACAUACAGUCAAUAGUACAAAUAUGGUGAUUUUAUGAAAACUGUGGUGUACCAAGAAUUCAGCCUUAGCUAUUAAAAACAAAAAUGUAGGCAUAUAUCUAAUUUCACUGGAAUAAAACUCUCACUUGUUUCGAUUUUAAUCUAAAUUUAUUUGUUUUAUUUUAUUUUUCUGCUAGUCUCGUUUAUCGGUAAAUUUGUAACGUUUUAUCAUAAUUUUUAGUCUCGCGUUCAAUUCGAACGAGAUAGUCGCAAUCAUUUGUUUCUUGUUAAAGCAUUUAAAUAGUCGUAUAUAAUUCUAUGUAAAUAGUUGUAUAUAAUUUUAUUCGAAUGAAUAAAAAUAGAUUUAUAUAACGAUGAUAGUGAUGACGAAUUAUUUGCGAAUAAUUUGUGAGAAAUUCUUAUUGAAAAUGACUCGAAUACAGAUAAAUACAUUAAUUGCGUCUUUAAAUAAAAGAGUACAGUAUGCCAUCGUUCGUUGUUAGCGUCCAUCUCAGAUUUUAUAAUGAUAUGAAAACAGGAUUUUGUAAUGUACAGUAGAAUUUUAAUUAUUGCAUUAUUUAAUUCACGAAUGAGCAGUAACUGUCCGUGUUGAUGAACAUUGAAGGUUUCAUUUACAAUAAAGAAAAAAAUUUAUUACAGCUAAAAAUAAAUCAAAAUAAACGUAACUUUAUUGAUUUUAUAAAUGCUAUAUACUUUGGUCAAAUCUAGCGCAAAUUUUCAGACUAUAAACAAUAUUAAUUAUUGUCGAUAAAUAAUAACUUGACAUUAAACUUUUAUUUUAAAAUGAUUUAGUACUUUGUAAGUAUCAAUGAGCCUUGAUAAUUGCUUUACAUCUGUCGAACGUUAAAUAUACCAGUCUUUUAAAAAAAAUGUUCCAUCAAUCAACUAUAGGAGAAAUAUUUUGUUAUCUUUUGUACCAAGUUCAUGCCAAAUUUGAAGACUAUUUGCCUUCAUGGUUGUAUAUAAUUUCAAGGAAGUUAGUUACCUUACAAUGUUUUAAGAAUUAAACAACUUUCUGUAAUUCUCAGGAAUUCGAUAUUUCAGUGGUGUUUAGACGCAUUAAUAAAAUUGGUUAAUUGUACGACGGUCGCGCUAGUCAUCGAGUUGCUUACUCUGAAUAAACAAAAACAUUAACGGAAUCAAUAUCGUUGCCUUUAAGCGGGUGAAAAAUUAUCGUAUACAAGCGAGGACUAUUGUAAAUAAGAAAUUUCGUUUUUCAGUACACACAAAUCGGACACGAUAAAAAUUAAAAUGUUUUAUUAUUUUCAUAAAAAAAAAAUCUAUGUAAAUAGGACUGAGAAAGCUACUAUAUAUUUAAUAACACAUAAUUUUCAGAUUACUUAAAUAUUUACUUUUAUGUUUUACCCAAUUGGCGUGCAGUUUAGUUUAAUGUGAAAAUUAUGUUUAACUUUAAAAAAAAGAUUUAUAUUUUAUGCGUAUACCAAUUCUGCAUCAAUUGCCCGUUUUUAGCAAUAAUUAUUGUUUUUCAUUUAAUCAUAAUUAUUAUAAUUGAGUGCAAUAUAACUAUGCUGAUUUCGCUUAAGAGACGUCUGCAUUGAAUACCACUAUUACACCGGAUUUUAAAUAGGAAGAAAAAAUUGACAAACGAUAGGAAUUCAGUGCGUUUAUCUGUACUCGAAUUAUUGUUUCGAAUUUUUUUGGUUUUUAAAGUUAAUUUUAAAAUAAUUAACAGUGCUUGUCUAUUGUCUAUAUCAAAAGAAAAAAUGUUACGACUCUAGCAGUCUUGUAAGGCCAUGUAUUUCGUAUUUACAUUUAAGACAAGAUAAAAUCGUAAGCUUGGUUCUGCGACGUCGUUGUCGUGCUAAGUUACCUAAAUAUACUACGUAUUUAAAAGAGCACUUGACAUCAAAACGUACGUUCAAUUCCUCUACAAAAAUUCGCAACUGCGUCUUACCGGUUGCCGCAUUACCAAGCUUAUAUUGAUUAUGUAUGAUAUUCAUAAUUAUUGAAUAGACAAGAACAAGACGAUGAGAAACUUAUAAACGCGGGUGCAUGUGACAAAUGGACUUUCGUGUGCGAUAAUGUUCGUCACUCCGUAGGAGUCUAGAUUAAUAUAUUACGACAAAUAUUAUUAAGUAUAUUCAAACAAUUAGAUAUCAUAUACUAUUUAAAGUAACGAGGGGGAAAAAAACUAAUUAUACUGCAGGGUCACUGUACGAGGUGACAUAAAUCUGUCACAUACCGAACGUAAAAUUUUCACUAUAUUCGUAAGAAAAAAAAAAAAAGAAACGCGAAGUUAGUGCAAAGAUACGUCUAUAAAGGA